This is a messenger RNA of Trematomus bernacchii (emerald rockcod), 4274 nucleotides long. RefSeq names its product solute carrier family 12 member 6-like. Gene Ontology annotation, biological process: cell volume homeostasis; potassium ion import across plasma membrane; potassium ion homeostasis. Gene Ontology annotation, cellular component: membrane. Gene Ontology annotation, molecular function: potassium:chloride symporter activity. NCBI's taxonomy places the organism in Eukaryota, Metazoa, Chordata, Actinopteri, Perciformes, Nototheniidae. The record is from RefSeq and is a predicted model, not a curated record.
UUUUGUUGGGUCGGUCGGACACAAAAAAAAAGUGCCGAGAAACCUGGGAGAGGAGCCAGGUCUUCCCAGAUGUAACUGAAAACAACCAGAAGCGUUUUCCACAGGAAACUUAAGCCAGCUGGGCCGUCAUUAGAGAAACAUUUCUAUCAGCCUUUCAGACACAUUUUAAUUGUGUAAACUUGAGAAACACAGGCAAGCUUAAUUUGCGAUGUGUAAGCUAUAGUCCUCAUGCAGAUACUGUACACUGUUUCCUUGUAGUUUGUUGGAAGCAAAGGACAUAUUUGACAUCCUAAACUCUUCAUCUAUGUGUACCUAUGAUCUCUGAAAGCUACUUGUGACUGGUACACAAAGUCGGAGAGGUUAUUAACUCUCUAAGGCACAGACAGAGGCCUGUUGCACAUAUUUUUUCACAUGCCUGGUGGCAGCCAACCACUCGGCUGCAAUGGAGAAUUGUGGCUGCAAAAGAACAAAUUGUAGAGGCCGCCGUCACCUCAGCAUCACCUGGGAGAUAGCCUAGCUUAGCUUAGCGUAGCUCAGGUCAGCACUUAGCUACUGACCCCUCCCUCCCUCCCUUCCUUCCCCCCCCCCUCUACUCCAAGUGAGCAGCCAUGGCUUCAGUGCGCUUCACGGUGACGCCCACGAAGGCCGAGGACCUCCCGGGGCUGUCCGACACGUCGCCUGACAUCAGCUCGCGUUCCGGCGCCCGCGUGCGUUUCGGCUCCAGAGAGAGCGUGAACCGGAGCGACCCGCUGAGCGAGGCGUACGGGGGCCAGGGAGGGGCCGAGACGCCGGACCACAGCACCUUAGACCAAGGUGAUGGAAACUCCAAAAUCUCCAGUGUGUACAUCAACAACACUCACGGGGUGGAUGACGACGACUUCUACGACCGAAACUUGGCCUUAUUUGAGGAGGAGAUGGACACUCGGCCAAAAGUGUCCUCUCUGCUCAACCGCCUGGCGAACUACACCAACCUGACGCAGGGAGCCAAGGAGCACGAGGAGGCCGAGGGCAUCGGGGAGAAGAAGAAAGCCGGCAAGUCUCCUCAGAUGGGGACCUUUAUGGGCGUCUACCUGCCCUGCCUGCAGAACAUCUUCGGGGUGAUCCUGUUCCUACGGCUCACCUGGGUGGUGGGCAGCGCGGGGGUCCUGCAGGGUCUCUGCAUCGUGUUCGUCUGCUGCUGCUGCACGUUGUUGACGGCGAUAUCGAUGAGCGCCAUCGCCACUAACGGAGUUGUUCCAGCGGGAGGCGCGUACUUCAUGAUCAGCCGCUCUCUGGGUCCAGAGUUCGGGGGGGCGGUGGGUCUGUGUUUCUACCUGGGAACCACCUUCGCCGGAGCCAUGUACAUCCUGGGAGCCAUCGAGAUCCUGCUGAUUUACUUAGCACCCAAAGCAGCUAUUUUCAAGUCGGAGCACCCCGAAGGUGAAGGGGCGGCCAUGUUGAACAACAUGCGAGUGUACGGCUCCAUCUGCCUCCUCCUCAUGUCCCUGCUGGUCUUCGUGGGCGUGAAGUACGUCAACAAACUGGCGUCAGUCUUUCUCGCCUGCGUCAUCGUCUCCAUCGUCUCCAUCUACGUCGGGGCGCUGGUCUCCGCCUUCAAACCGCCUCAUUUCCCCGUGUGCAUGCUGGGAAACAGGACAAUCAGCGGACACGAAAUUCCGGACCGCCAAUGUGGGAAAACCAUGCUGCAGCAGAUCAAAGAUCAAGGGGAGAUGGGGGACUACAACACUACUAGUAACGAAACCAGCACUCUGGGCCCGACCUUCGACCCCAGCCUGGCCCCCCCUCUCACGGAGAAGACCACUCACCUCUGGAAACAGUUCUGCCACGGAACAGAAAUCAACUCUUCCUGCGACGAAUACUUCCUCUCCAACAAUUUCUCACAGAUCAAAGGCAUCCCCGGUCUGGCCAGUGGGGUCAUUUCAGACAACCUGUGGAGCGCGUACCUCAGUAAAGGCGCCGUGGUGGAGAAAGCCUCGCUCAGCUCCUCUCACGUUUCCCCCCCCGCCUCCACCCAGCAGCCCUACGUGUUCGCAGACAUCACCACGUCCUUCACGCUGCUGGUGGGCAUCUUCUUCCCCUCCGUCACAGGAAUCAUGGCUGGUUCCAACCGGUCGGGGGAUCUGAAAGACGCUCAGCGCUCCAUCCCCAUCGGCACCAUCAUGGCCAUCCUCACCACCUCGCUCGUCUACCUGAGCAGCGUCGUGCUGUUCGGCGCCUGCAUCGACGGGGUCCUCCUGCGAGACAAGUUUGGAGACUCGGUGGAAGGGAACCUGGUGGUUGGGACUCUGGCCUGGCCGACUCCCUGGGUCAUUGUGAUUGGUUCGUUCUUCUCCACAUGUGGCGCCGGCCUCCAAUCGCUGACCGGCGCUCCUCGACUCCUACAGGCCAUCGCCAAGGACAACAUCAUCCCCUUCCUCCGGGUGUUUGGCCAUGGGAAGGCUAACGGGGAGCCGACCUGGGCUCUGCUGCUGACGGCUCUGAUCGCCGAGCUGGGGAUCCUCAUCGCCUCCCUGGACCUGGUGGCUCCCAUCCUUACCAUGUUUUUCCUGAUGUGUUAUCUGUUCGUGAACCUGGCCUGUGGUCUCCAAACUCUCCUGAGGACGCCCAACUGGAGGCCUCGCUUCUCCUACUACCACUGGACUUUGUCGUUUUUGGGGAUGACGAUCUGCCUGGCGCUCAUGUUCAUUUCCUCCUGGUACUAUGCAAUCGUUGCCAUGGUGAUCGCCGGCAUGAUCUACAAGUACAUUGAGUACCACGGAGCGGAGAAGGAGUGGGGGGAUGGGAUCCGCGGCCUGUCGCUCAGCGCCGCCCGGUACGCCCUCCUGAGGCUGGAGGAGGGACCGCCGCACACCAAGAACUGGAGGCCUCAGGUUCUGGUGUUACUGAAGCUGGACGAGGACGCCCACGUUAAGUCUCCUCGCCUGCUGACGUUCGCCAGCCAGCUGAAGGCGGGGAAAGGUCUGACCAUCGUCGGCACCGUCGUCUCCGGAAACUUCCUGCAGAAUUACGGAGAGGCUCUCGCUGCCGAGCAGACGCUGAAGCACCUGAUGGAUAAGGAGCGGGUGAAGGGCUUCUGUCAGUGCAUCGUGGCCCAGAAGCCCCGGGAAGGCAAUCACAUGAUCCAGUCCAGUGGGCUCGGAGGAAUGAAGCCCAACACGGUGGUGAUGGGCUGGCCUCACGCCUGGAGGCAGAGCGAGGACCCUCAGGCCUGGAAGACCUUCAUCAACACGGUGCGGGUCACCACAGCAGCCCACCUGGCCCUGCUGGUGCCCAAAAACAUCUCCCUGUUCCCCAACAACAGCGAGCCCUGCAGCGAGGGGUACAUCGACGUGUGGUGGAUCGUCCACGACGGGGGGAUGCUGAUGCUGCUGCCCUUCCUGCUGCGCCAGCACAAGGUGUGGCGUAAGUGUGGGAUGAGGAUCUUCACCGUGGCCCAAAUGGAGGAUAACUCCAUCCAGAUGAAGAAGGAUCUGGCAACCUUCCUGUAUCACCUCCGCAUCGAGGCUGAGGUGGAAGUGGUUGAGAUGCAUGACAGUGACAUCAGUGCGUACACCUACGAGAGGACUCUGAUGAUGGAGCAGAGAUCUCAGAUGCUCCGGCAGAUGAGACUGUCCAAAUCUGACCGGGAGAGAGAGGGACACCCUGGUAGCAGCAGCAGCAGUAGGACGGAGGCAGGUGGAGCUGCGAGGUCUCAGGCUCAGGUGGUGAAAGACAGAAACUCCAUGCUGCGUCUGACGAGCAUCGGAUCGGACGAUGACGACGAUACUGACGGAGGAGAGAGAGAAAGGGCCUCAAACGCUGGAGGAAAUGGAGGAGAAAGAGAAGGAGGAAGAGGAGGAGGAAGAGGAAGCACCGAACAUCACCGCAGAGUUCAGAUGACCUGGACCAAAGAGAAGAGCUCUCAGUACAGAGCAGCUCACUCAGGAUGCUCCACUCCAGAGGGAUUCAGAGACAUGCUCAGCAUGAGGCCGGAUCACUCUAACGUCAGGCGGAUGCACACCGCGGUGAAACUCAACGAGGUCAUCGUCAAUAAAUCCCACGAUGCACGGCUGGUCCUGCUCAACAUGCCGGGGCCGCCCAGGAACACGGACGGAGACGAGAACUACAUGGAGUUCCUGGAGGUCCUGACAGAAGGGCUGGAGCGCGUCCUAUUGGUCAGAGGAGGAGGAGGUGAAGUCAUCACCAUCUACUCCUGAUUGGACGAAACUAAGGAAGCGAUAAAGACGCAGCCAAUCACAUAGAAGCGACUGAAGGGGGAGACGAUGGGGGGGGGG